UGGACGCCCUUGCACACGGCGGCGGCGUGUGGGCAUUGGCGCUUGGUCAACUUUCUGCUCAGCAACGGUGCCGAAUUGACGGCUGUUAAUUCGGAAGGCGAUAUGCCCGUGGACCUGGCCGAAGAUGAUGAAAAGUGCUUGCGCAUUCUUGAAGACGCCAUGCAAGAGCACGGUGCGUUCGUUGACCGCCUGGACACCCAUGGGCAGAGUCUGCUCCACAUUGCAGCUGGAAACGGCUGGUUUGAGGCCCUCAAAGCACUAGUGCAGUGCGGUGCCAAUGUAAAUAUCCAAGACCCUGAAGGCAACACCCCCCUUCACUUGGCUAUCGUCUUCCACAACUUCAAGUGUGCCGAGCACCUGGGCAUGAACGGCGCGCGCCUUGAUGUCUUCAACAAGGCCAUGCAGACGCCGGCAGUGCUGACUGAGGACCCACAGAUGCUGCGUCUACUCAAGCAGGUGGAGAAAAAGGAAAAGUCC
This is a messenger RNA of Monosiga brevicollis MX1, 477 nucleotides long. RefSeq lists its product as uncharacterized. The record is from RefSeq and is a predicted model, not a curated record. Gene Ontology annotation, cellular component: cytoplasm. NCBI's taxonomy places the organism in Eukaryota, Choanoflagellata, Craspedida, Salpingoecidae. The transcript has 2 exons. The annotation marks the transcript as partial. Gene Ontology annotation, molecular function: protein binding; enzyme inhibitor activity; phosphatase regulator activity.